AUGAGCAAUUUAUUAGGACUUUCUUAUUACGACGAAGAGGAGGAAGAGGAUCUACAACAACAAAACGACAACCAAGAAACCUCUACGGAAUCUUUUUUUGUAGAGCAAAAUAAUUCAACCAUUAUAGCGGUAAUUCACCCAAAAGAUACAAAAGAUGUAGACUUCAAAAACAGUGACUCUAUGCCUAAUGCCACAAUAGAUAAUAUGAAUGUUUCAAAGGAAACAACAGCAAUAGAAACAAUAAAAGUUGAAACCUCACCGGUAUCAAAACCUCAAACACCAUCGCCAAACUCUUUUUCCACUCUUGUUCGUCGACGAUAUAAUGAACCUAAUGCUGCCGCCAAGGAACUAAGAAAACAAAUGCGUAUGCGAGAAUUGCUAAGACCUAAACCAAUACCAGAUGUCGAGAAUUGGGGAAUACCUCCCGAACCGGAUGCUGAAUGUGAUCCAAAUGUGCAGGAGAAAAUUUCUCGUGUAAUGUAUUUAUGGGGGAAAGGCCAAAAUUGCACAUUUUCACCAAUUAAAAGAACAAGGGAGUUUGUUGAAUUGGACGAAAUUGGUUCGAAUUUCCCCAAAGAUGUUUUUGAUCCGUAUGGUUUUCCGCGUGAGAUGUACGCCGAUAAAUUAGCGGAAACUCAAAGAAGAAUAACAGAGGAGCGUCAAGCAGCACAACUACAGCAGCAGCGAACUCACAUCCAAUUUGUUGGCUCAUCUGGUAGUUCCGCAGGAAUAUCAAAAUCACGACAUGUAAUGCAAAGUUUAGCCGCUAGAGCUAGCAGCAGCACUAUCACGGCAUCUUCUAUGACAUCAUCAACGACAGUUUCCUCCAAUUCUGCUCCUUCCGGUAAAAAGCGAACAAGUAAAUGGGACGUUCCUGCAGCUGCUUCUGCCCCAGCUGCUUCUUCCUCUACAUCUUCAAGAUCUAUACACGAGACGGUAAGAGAGCAAGGAAUUAACCAUAAUAAUACUAAUUACACAUUUGGGUGA
Ambispora gerdemannii is the source of this 987-nucleotide messenger RNA. NCBI's taxonomy places the organism in Eukaryota, Fungi, Glomeromycota, Glomeromycetes, Archaeosporales, Ambisporaceae. The record is from the annotation of a GenBank genome assembly.